AACCAGAUCCUGGGGGGAUUACAUUUCAUAGGUUUCCCAAAGAAAUCCACCUCAGGAAUCAGUUGGAGGUAGCCCAUAGACGGGAAGGUUUCAGCGCCAAUGACACAUCCAGGCUCAGCAGUGAGGACUUCAGACAGGAGGAUUUUGAUUGCACAGGUCAGACUAUGAGAAUCAGAAAUGGAGCUCUUCCUUCUGUGUUCAGGUUUCCAACUCAUCUCCAAAGGCCAGUGGCAACCAGGACCACACUGACUUCAGUGAGUGUACAGGAGAGACUAUCAGUAGACUGUUCUUUGCCUGUCCAAGAGACUGAAGCUCUGCCUGAUCCCAGUGUUGACCACUCCUACACGCUGCCUACAUCUCUUGAAAAUCUAAGGGCUAGACUCAAUGAAACCUUGUCUAGGGUGGAGAGCAUGGAGAGAGAGAAGAAAAAUGCUAAGGAUCGAGAAAGGAGAGUAAAGAACACAGUGCUUGGUCUUCUGCAAAAUUUGAGGGAGAACAACCUCAUUAAUGAAGAGCAGAAGAAGAGGCUAGAUUUAUAUUCAGGUAAAAUAGAAAUAAAACACAAAAUAUGGAGAAAAUGGUAUGUACUUAAGUGUAAAAUUCCUUAAAACAUCCUAAUUAUUAUUUCAAGGGGACUUUCUAAUUUGUCUUUGCUAACUGAAUUUUAGAUCUUCCAAUGCAUCUCCUGUCAAAACAUAGCCAUGAGUAUACAAAAGACCAGAAAGAGUUUGCCCUCAGCCUCCACCUACAUGGUCCCAAAGCCUACAAUUAUCUGAGAGAGUCUCUCCAUCUUAAUCUCCCACAUCCACAUACAUUGCAAAGGUAUUCAUCCAUUUGAAGUGUUCUUUCUAAGCUUUUAUUUGUAUCCCUUAAU
This is a messenger RNA of Polypterus senegalus (gray bichir), 874 nucleotides long. RefSeq names its product THAP domain-containing protein 6-like. NCBI's taxonomy places the organism in Eukaryota, Metazoa, Chordata, Cladistia, Polypteriformes, Polypteridae. The transcript has 4 exons. The record is from RefSeq and is a predicted model, not a curated record. Bases 165 to 608 code for a protein of 147 amino acids.